AUGCUGGCUUCCCGUGGCGCGGAGGCGGGGAAUAAUGCCCAAUCGGGGAGAAGGGGAAUCUUGGCCAUGGUGGUGCGGGGAGUGGUGUAUGGAAGCUGCAUCUUUGCCGCGGCCUUCUCGGCCACCGUCCUGGCGACUGUGGCGAUGACCGACGCCCCCUGGGCCGAGGCCGUGGUUGCGGCGGCCUAUGGCCGACCGGCCAAUCGUGGCGAUGUCACCGCGGCGGCGUGCCGGGACGCCGUGGGCGUGGGCUUCGCGCUGGGGGCCUGCUUUGGCGUAGGCCUGCUGCUCUGCGUGGAUCUGCUGGUGUACAGGGUGGAGGGCCGAUGGGCGGGGAGGGCCGGCGGGCGGGACGGCGGGAUUUGGGACGGCGCGCUGAUUUUGAGCCGGGGAUCGCCCCUGGGGGGGCUGUUGAAAUCCGCGGCGAGGACGCCUGAGGAUGAGGGAUGCGGGGUAUUGGAGGCGGAGGGGACAUGGGGUAGGCGUGACAACGAUGGCGGCGAUGGCGGCGGAGUCGGGGCUGGGAGGCAUGAGGAGGAGGUGGGGAGGAUUAUGCGACGCGUGGAUUCCGGGCGGUUGAGCGGCGCGGAGAAUGGGGAUGUCAAGCAGAGGGGGGUGCUGGCCGGUUGGGCGAUCCCAGGCGAGGUGGGGAGUUUCCCGCGGGGCUGGCGGCAGGAGGCCGAGCUGUGCCUGCCCAGCUAUUCGGCGUCGCUGUGGGAGGACUCGGAGUCAAUGGACGAGGGGCGAUUGGGCCGCCCGGGUCGGCGCGACGGCUUUAAGGGUGGUGGUGACUUUGUUGGGGGCGCCGCAGAGGAGGGGGGAGGCGGAAGGGGGGGCGUGUACAAAUCGUGCAGCACGUCGGCCGCCACGGACAUUACCGAUGCGGCGAUUACGUGGGAGGAGUUCAUGGGCCGGGGCGGGGCGGAAGAGGAUGGAGGCUCGCCGUGGAGCGAUGAGGGGCGGGUGGGAAAGAUCCUGUCGCGGAAUGCCGGCGGGAGGGGCGGACUGGCCAAGCUGUUCGAUCAGUGCGCGGAGGAGGGCGGGGGAAUGCGCGACCAGGCAUGCGGCGCGCAGCUGCCGCCGCUACCGCCCUACCGGUCGAGCAGCGACGUGGCGGCGUCGCUGGGCGCGUGCGCGAGCUUUCCGCGGUCCAAGGAGUGGCGGUCGCCCCUACGGCGGCAGGCCCACAGCCUGGACGAUUUGCAGGAGGCGAUGUCGGAGAGCGGGCGAUGUUGCGUGCCCUGGCUGCCCCCCCGGCCGUGCGGACACGACCUCCAGGCCGGCGGGGAGCGGGGCCCCGGGGAGCUGCCGCCCGAUCUGACCAAGUCGCUGGAGAGUAUCAUCAUCGGCAGCUUCGACGGGUCGCUGGACGCGGCCGACUGGAGCCCCCACGCGCCCACGGAGUGCAGCCGCGGCGACAUGCCGUUUUGCUUUCGGUAUCGGGACAGCGUGACGCAGAGGUCGGACCCCGAGGAGAGGUGGGACGCGUCACCCGACCGACUGAUGAUGGCCGCCUACCUGGACGGGAAUCAAUCUGAUGGAGGCAGGAGCGCCCCCGCCGGGAUCCACAGCUUCAGGUCGACCCCAUUUUCGCCGUCCCUGCUCCAGAGAUCCGACAGGCAGAUGGGCAAGGCGUGGGGCAGCUCGUCGCUGGGGAGCGAGUACCUGGUGCAGAAGAGCAACAAGACGAGCCACAGGACGAUCCUGGACGAACUGGAGCUGCUGGCGGAGAUGACCAGGGAGGAGUGCGUGUACAGGAUCGAGUGCCAGAGGAAGGCGCUCGAGAGAAUGAGGGAGGACGACCUGGCCAGGAAAGAGGCAUUUGAAUCCCUCAAGUCUGGUGUGGCACCCUCCACCAAAGUAGUGAAUCGCCUCAGGCAGAGGUGGGGUGGCAAACGAAGGGCGAAACGCAGGGAAAGGCUUGGCCUCUCUGAGCCAAGCUCCUGGAUUGACGACGUGCCCUUGCCGCUGAGGAAUGGAUGUGGCGUGCGAGCAGAACCUACAACAGCAAUGAACUUGCACCUUGAACGAAUGCAGGGGGAGUAG
Messenger RNA from Ostreobium quekettii, 2046 nucleotides. The record is from the annotation of a GenBank genome assembly. Lineage: Eukaryota; Viridiplantae; Chlorophyta; Ulvophyceae; Bryopsidales; Ostreobiaceae.